GCGCAGAGGCCUCAGGUAUUUGGACAAGAUGGCGGCGGCAGCGGUCGACAGCCCGAUGGAGGUGGUGCAGGCGCCGGCGGACGAGGCCAUGCCCGAGGCGGCGGGCCUCAGCUGCCUGGUCCACUUGCCCGGCGAAGUGCUGGAGUACAUCCUGUGCAGCGGCUCGCUCACGGCCACGGACAUCAGCCGCGUGUCCAGCACCUGCCGGCGGCUGCGCGAGCUGUGCCAGAGCAGCGGGAAGGUGUGGAAGGAGCAGUUCCGGGUGAGGUGGCCUUCCCUUAUGAAACACUACAGCCCCACCGACUACGUCAAUUGGUUGGAGGAGUAUAAAGUUCGGCAAAAAGCUGGGUUAGAAGCCCGGAAGAUUGUAGCCUCCUUCUCAAAGAGGUUCUUUUCAGAGCAUGUCCCCUGUAACGGUUUUAGUGAUAUUGAGAAUCUUGAGGGGCCAGAGAUAUUUUUUGAGGAUGAACUGGUGUGUAUCCUGAAUAUGGAAGGAAGGAAAGCUUUGACCUGGAAGUACUAUGCAAAAAAAAUCCUUUACUACCUACGACAACAGAAAAUUUUAAACAAUCUUAAGGCUUUUCUUCAGCAUUCAGAUGACUAUGAAUCGUAUCUUGAAGGUGCCGUGUUUAUCGACCAGUACUGCAAUCCUCUGUCGGAAAUCACCCUCAAAGACAUCCAGGCCCAGAUCGGCAGCAUCGUGGAGCUCGUGCGCAAGACCCUCCGGGGCAUCAACAGCCGCCACCCCAGCUUGGCCUUCAAGGCAGGUGAGUCCUCCAUGGUAAUGGAAAUAGAACUCCAGAGCCAGGUGCUGGAUGCCAUGAACUACGUCCUGUAUGACCAGCUGAAGUUCAAGGGGAACCGAAUGGACUACUAUAAUGCCCUAAACCUGUAUAUGCACCAGGUUCUGAUCCGCAGAACGGGGAUCCCAAUCAGCAUGUCCCUGCUCUACAUGACCAUUGCCCGGCAGCUGGGGGUCCCACUGGAGCCUGUCAACUUCCCAAGUCACUUCUUACUGAGGUGGUGCCAAGGCGCAGAAGGGGCCAACCUGGACAUCUUCGACUACAUCUACAUUGAUGCUUUUGGGAAAGGCAGGCAGCUGACGGUGAAAGAGUGUGAAUACUUGAUCGGCCAGCAUGUGACUGCCGCACUGUAUGGGGUGGUCAACGUGAAGAAGGUGCUACAGCGCAUGGUGGGAAACCUUUUAAGCCUGGGAAAGCGGGAAGGCAUCGACCAGUCGUACCAGCUCCUGCGGGACUCGCUGGACCUGUAUCUGGCAAUGUACCCGGACCAGGUGCAGCUCCUCCUCCUUCAAGCCAGGCUCUACUUCCACCUGGGGAUCUGGCCGGAGAAGUCUUUCUGUCUUGUCUUGAAGGUGCUUGACAUCCUCCAGCACAUCCAGACCCUGGACCCCGGGCAGCACGGGGCCGUGGGUUACCUGGUGCAGCACACGCUGGAGCAUAUUGAGCGCAAGAAGGAAGACGUGGGUGUGGAGGUGAAGCUCCGCUCCCACGAGAAGCACCGGGAUGUCUGCUACUCCAUUGGGCUCAUCAUGAAGCACAAGAGGUAUGGCUACAACUGCGUCAUCUAUGGUUGGGACCCUACCUGCAUGAUGGGACACGAGUGGAUUCGCAACAUGAAUGUCCACAGCCUGCCUCACGGCCAUCACCAGCCUUUUUACAAUGUUCUGGUGGAGGAUGGUUCUUGCAGAUAUGCAGCCCAAGAAAACUUGGAAUAUAAUGUGGAGCCUCAAGAAAUCUCGCACCCCGAUGUCGGACGCUAUUUCUCGGAGUUCACAGGCACCCACUACAUCCCGAACGCAGAGCUGGAGCUCCGCUACCCAGAGGACCUGGAGUCUGUCUACGAAACGGUGCAGAAUAUCUACAGUGCGAAGAAAGAGAUCGCAGAGUAAGGCCCAGCGGAGGACACUGCGCCUUUGCUGCCACUGCUGUCUCCUGAGAGAACCGGACUCCAAUGUCCCCACGGACCCCUCUGGAUUCGCACCACCGGGAAGGCCACUUAGCAGGAGUGCGGUCGCCUCCCUCUGAGUUUGCAUAGCCUGUGCUCUCCUCAGCUGCAGAGACAGUGUCGCUCUCCGCCCACACUAGUGAGUCAUUGGAAAGGCACUGUGUCAGUGGCAUGGCUUGUAUGCUUGUCCUGUGGUGACAGUCUGUGACAUUCUGUCUUCAUGAGGUCUCACAGCCAACGCUCUUCUAAUCAUUUCUUAAGUUCUCUCUGCAGUAUGUCUGUCUCGCACUUCUGUCUCAGAGCAUUUCAUUUGCUGGGCAGAUGGGGUUAUAAGUUUGCAACAGUUUCUUUCUGAUUUCUCUGUGGAGCUGGUGCAGCCCUGAGUCAGGGUUGUGGGUCUUUUCACUCUGAAUUUAGUUGCUUGUUCAGAGGUGAAGCUCAGUGAUCCUGGCAGCAUCUUGGAGAUGAGCAAACUAGUGCUAAUCAGAAUCGUUUGCAUUUAUUUUUUCUAAUGCGUGAAACAGAUUCCAGGCACUUACCUUUUUCUGUAUUUGAAUUAGAAGAAUAACACAGUUUCCCUCUUGGAUUUAUGCUCCUAUUGCUAUGAAUCAUUAGUUUUCCACUUUAUUACAUGGAAUUCUUUGAGAAAAUGCAUAAUAAUGGCCUUGGUGAUGGCUUUUUCCAUGUUCAUCUACUAUUCCUCCCUUUAAAAUAACUUUAAAAAAAAAAUUUUAAGACUCUCCAGUGCGUGAGUAGAUCUUAAAUCAGUGAUGGGUUCUCUUUCUAGUAGGAAGUACAAUCUGAUGUUAAAAUGUUUGCUUUUAGAAAUUACACUUCGAGGUCUCCAGAGACCUAAAAAUGAGACUUCACUUUUAUAACCAGAAGAAAUAAUGAACCUUAAGAAAGAAAAAAGAGGUCGCAUGCUGCCUUCAUUUUUGAGAAUCACUCAGGACCUCUUUGAAUGGGGCCAGGUAGAAGUAAAUCACAUGUCUUUCAUUUUAAGAUUGUUUGAUCGGUGGGAAAGGAAAUGAGUGCUGCUCUCCCAAGUCACCGUGGCCGUGAAAGCCUCAGGGUGAAGCCUGUGCCUGAGUCCCGUGGGGGAGUCCGGCUUCUCACUAAGGUCACACCAGCUCCUCUCCCACGUUCUUAGUAGCCCCGUUGAAGGUUCCAAGUCUGGGCGUCGCUGGAACUCCCACUGCAUGGCCUGCCAGGUCCCCAGCAGGCUAAUCUUGUAGUUCACCAACCAAGGCUGAUGUCUGCAGUUAGGGCCUCGUCACUUCACUCUCUUGAAAAGAACCCAGUUGAUCUAAUGAAUGAGGCUUUAGGUGGUAGGGAGCAGUCACUCGCUGCCUGUGUUCAUUUGCAUGCAAUGUUUUCUCACCAUGUUUGAUGACUGCCUCCUGUUGAUCCCUUGGAAACCCUGGGAUGACAGGUCUGGGAACGCCACCCGAGACACUUAAUAUCAAGUGCUGGCUGAGUUAAGCAGUUUUUAGAAAGAUGGAGAUUUGGCCAGCCGGCUCCUUCCAGCCUGAAUUCGCUGUCGUCCAGUGUCCACGUUCCUCGUCACAUCCAAAGUCAGAGGAUUUGGACUCGCAUUUGAACUUGUGACCACUCAUAGCACCCAGCCUGCCUGAGGCCGGGGGGUUUACACUACUCUCAUUUAAAGGUGGAAAUUAGAAAGUGUGGAGUAAAUAUUACCGAGACACAUACUAAGAAACCGUGGAGCGUGCUGAGAAUUAUGAUUGUUGGUUUUCCAGUUCGAUUUCCUUUUCUCGUAGAGUAACAUUGUCGCCAGAAAGGCGGUUUUCCCUUUACUGACCCAAUGUAAAUAUGUAUCUAGACUGUUCUCACUGUCUCCUCACGACUGCUUCACUUCGCUCCAGGAGGCCUGUCGCCUGUGUAAGUCGGUAUUCGGGCACUUUAUAUUUUUCUAAAAACGUGUUUUUGGAUCCUGUACUCUAAUAAAUCAUAAGUUUCUUUUUAAAAUUUUUUCCAAAGUUUUCUCCACUUUAAAAAGCCCUGUUAUAAAAGUAGAACUUUCACAAUGUUAAAAUAUUAAAUAUUUGGAUAUUUAGUAACUUCUUUUCUCUUUCUUCCAAUGAACGCCAAGAUGUUGGGGUUUUUUUUGUACAAUGAUUAAUAAAUGGAACUUUCCAGAGAAACCACACGAAUGGCCUGCCCGAUUCCGUCCCAGGACAGAGCCCUGCCACGACUCGUAGCAGAACGUCUCCCGUCUCUUCUGAUCAAAAUAGGCAAAAAUGUGCUCUGCUGAAAUUUUUCUUAACAUUGGUGAGUGAACAGGGUAUCUUUAGACUAUGAUUUUCCUGCCAAACGUGAAUUUUAUAAGCUCGCUAGUCAUCUUGCGAGUGUCUGGCUAUAAUGCAAAGACUGCUGCUUUGCAGUUAUGUUAAAAGUGUGUGUUUGUAAAACGAGAACUUCGGAAGCUUUGUGGGAAACCCAGGUUCUCAGUGUGUUGCUCAUGUCGACUGAAAGCCGCACGACAUACUGCCAGUCCAGGAUGCCCUGCGAAGUCCCAAUGCUUCGUGAUGUCACUACGUGCUGUGCGGAAGGAAAAGGCCGUGGGCUAAACAGUCACCACUUCCCUGCACUGUGGUGUUUCUCAAAGCCUGUAAUACGCUGUUGUAGACCCUGGAGCUUCCCUCCCCCACAGGCGCCGUACACACGGCGUCCCUGUGGUCCAGCGCGUGCAGACCUCCUCUGGGAAACACUCUCAGUGAGACACCAGUCACAUCCAACACUAGUCUACCUUGUCGCCAGACCAGUUCCACCAAGCAUCUCGUUUGAAAGCAUCCACCCAGUCAGGCCUUGAAAAGCCGGCAUUACGUUGUCUCUGCCUGAACCCUGUUGUAGAUCUCCAUUGCGAGUGCAUUCGCACAGCAAAAUUGUUGUCGCUAAGCCAGUUUGCUAUUUUACCACAUCUACUUAAUGUCUAGUUUUAAAAUGUCAAAUGUCGCGGUCUUCCCCGAUGUAUUAGACUGAGUCGCGCUUCCAUGUUCCAGGCUUUCUUCUGCCACCAUUGGGUCCCUUUGCUCUCAAGGGGAGACACUUCUUUCUCUUAGUUGUGAAAUUGAACUACCAGCAACUUUUUAAUUUGAAAGUAUCUGUGUCCAUAAUAAUCAGAUGUUUGUCUUUUGUUCCCGGGAGGGAAGGGGAGACUGUUCACCUAGAGGAAACACAUUCAGCCACGUGGCAGUUUAUUUUUGAGGACGUUAAUAGCUGUAUUGCAUGUGUUACCUUGUAUUGCUUGCUUCCCUUGCGCCAGGCACAGGCCUGAACUGUUGAUGGCCCUCGAAGCAACCCUAUGAGACAGGGCCAGCUAGUGAAUAUUUGUCUGGGCUGCAUAUGGUCUCAGUCACGUAUUCUUUGUUUUUAGAAAAUGUGCAUAACAUCCUGAGCUCGAGGGCUGUACAGAAACAGGCCACAGGCCGGAAGUGGCCUGCGGGCCAUCAAUUACCGACCCCGGCCGAGGGGUGGGCCUGCCUGGCAUUCCGCUGUACAGAUGGGGGAUCGCGCACCCUGCUUGUUUGUAGGUGGGAAACCUGGCAUUUGACAGCCACACUACCGACUACCUCGCAAUGUUUUUAACCUUUGCCUUGCAGCAACUUUAACUUCUAGUCUUUCACUUCUGGAAAUUUAGAAUCAAGAGAAAAAGGACAUUCCUUCGGUGAUUAAAAUCAUGUGCAAUUAUAGCAUAAAUGUAUUAUGGCCAUUUAGCAAUGAUUGUAUUAGGGUAAUGCUAGUUCUGUAAUAAAUAGACCCAAAAAUA
Messenger RNA from Miniopterus natalensis, 5755 nucleotides. RefSeq names its product F-box protein 21 (gene FBXO21). Gene Ontology annotation, molecular function: protein binding; DNA binding. Lineage: Eukaryota; Metazoa; Chordata; Mammalia; Chiroptera; Miniopteridae. The record is from RefSeq and is a predicted model, not a curated record.